This is a messenger RNA of Acomys russatus (golden spiny mouse), 3492 nucleotides long. RefSeq names its product protocadherin beta-6-like. The record is from RefSeq and is a predicted model, not a curated record. The transcript has a single exon. Gene Ontology annotation, molecular function: calcium ion binding. Lineage: Eukaryota; Metazoa; Chordata; Mammalia; Rodentia; Muridae. Gene Ontology annotation, biological process: homophilic cell-cell adhesion. The coding region runs from base 853 to 3207 and encodes 784 amino acids. Gene Ontology annotation, cellular component: plasma membrane.
GAGGUGUAAACCCAGGGCAGUUAACUAGCUUUGCAUAGUGCACAUAUUACUUACCAAGAAUUCUUGCUAUUUCAAAUUUCUUUAAAGUCUUGUUCCAUUUUGCUUCUACUGGAGAACCAACUUCAAAAACAGCUUCUUUGCGCACUAUUUAUUGUAACAAGCAGCUGAGAACAUCCAUGCUUUUGUUGUAAUUCACAUAUACUUGUUCUAAGUGUCCACACCAGACCAACAGCAUUGAAUCUAUUAUUGAUGGUUGUUGGCCAAGUUGAAUGUUUGUUGGUUAGACCCUCAUAUGUUUUCACUUACAGAGUAAGUUUAUAGUUUGAAGUCAUAAAAUUAAUAUUAUAAUUUUUUAAAAGUCAGGAGAGUUAGUAGUCGAAUUUAAGGCAACAGUCACAAUAACUUUGAAACAUUUGUAUGUUCUUUGCAAGUGGAGCUCCAAAAUGGUUACUUUUAGUAUUUCUUUUCAGGCAUGUCUCUAACACUUUGAACACCAGCUGUUAAAACAAAAUUAAAAAGUGAAGUCAAUGAAUUUAAACAAGGGGAGAAUAAACGGAACACAAUGAAAAAGGUACAUGCAGUAGUGAAUAAGGACGCUUGGUGGCGCUGCAGACUAAGCGUAUGAAUAAUGGGCUCUGCAGAUGCUCUGGUAGCCAUUACUGGCCAUCAGAAUUUACACUGCUCCUUAAAAGAAGCUGACGUUCAAGAUGGAUCUAGCGGCGAGAUUUCUAGAGAAGGCAUAGCUCCAACAGCAAGUCAGUGAGUGAAAUUUAGUUCUGUUAUUUCAUCAAAAGACAUGGGUGGAUUCUAACAAAUUAAAAGAUACUGAACCUUCUGGAUCCAGUGUGAACAAUGGAGACAGCACCAGCAAAACCGCCACAGCAAAGGCAAGUGGUUUUUCUUGCUAUAUUGUUGCUACUGUGGGAGACUGGCUCUGAGGGAGUUAGAUACACCAUACCAGAAGAAACCGAGAGUGGCUACUUGCUGGCUAACCUUGCAGAAGAUCUGGGGCUCAGGGUUGGAGAACUGACCACUAGAGGGGCACGAAUCCAUCACAGAGGAAACAAAGAGCUCUUGCAGCUGGAUGCUGAGACUGGGAAUUUGUUCCUGAAGGAAACACUAGACCGUGAGGUGCUGUGUGGGGAGACAGAACCUUGUGUGCUGCACUUCCAGAUCAUACUGGAAAACCCUGUGCAGUUCUUCCAAACGGACCUGGAGCUCACAGAUAUAAAUGACCAUUCUCCAGAGUUCCCUCACAGGGAAAUGCUUUUAACAAUCCCUGAGAGUGCCCAGCCAGGGACUGUGUUUUCUCUGAAGGCAGCUCAGGACCCUGACAUAGGGAGCAAUGCUGUUCAGAACUACUCAGUCAGCCCCAACCUCCAUUUCCAUGUUGUUACUCACAGUAGAGCAGAUGGCAGGAAAUAUCCUGAGCUGGUGCUGGACAGAGCCCUGGACAGGGAGGAGCAGCCUGGGCUCACUUUAACCCUCACUGCUCUGGAUGGGGGGACCCCUGCCAGGUCUGGGACCACUACAGUUCGAAUUGAAGUCGUGGACAUCAAUGAUAACGCCCCCCAGUUUAUACAGUCCCUAUACGAAGUGCAGAUUCCUGAGAACAGUCCCCUCAAUGCCUUAAUUGUCAUGGUCUCUGCCAGGGACUUAGAUGCUGGGAUAUAUGGGAAUGUAGCCUACUCUCUGUUUCAAGGCGGUGGAGCUUCUCAAUCAUUUGUUAUUGACGAAGUCACAGGAGAAAUCCAUCUGAUCAAAGAGUUGGAUUUUGAGGUAACUCAAUACUACAAUGUGGAAAUCGCAGCCACAGAUGGAGGGGGCCUUUCAGGCAAAUGUACUGUGGCCGUACAGGUGUUGGAUGUGAAUGACAAUGCCCCAGAGCUGACCAUCUCCAUGGUCACAAGCCCCAUCCCAGAAAACUUCCCAGAGACUGUAGUUGCUCUUUUCAGUAUUUUUGAUCUAGAUUCAGGGGACAAUGGAAAGAUGGUGUGUUCUAUUCAGAACGAACUUCCAUUUCUUUUAAAGUCCACAUUUGAGAACUAUUUUACUUUAGUGACAGAAGGGCCACUGGACAGAGAGAGCAGAGAUGAGUACAACAUCACCAUCACAGUCAAGGACCUGGGCACACCCAGGCUCACAACCCAGCACACCAUAACAGUGCAGGUGUCUGAUAUCAACGAUAAUGCCCCCGCCUUCACCCAAACCUCCUACACCCUGUUUGUCCGCGAGAACAACAGCCCCGCCCUGCACAUAGGCACCAUCAGUGCCACAGACUCAGACUCUGGCUCCAAUGCCCACAUCACCUACUCGCUCCUGCCACCCCAAGACCCGCAGCUGGCCCUAACCUCGCUCAUCUCCAUCAAUGCUGAUAAUGGGCAGCUGUUCGCGCUCAGGGCACUAGACUAUGAGGCUCUGCAAGCCUUUGACUUCCGCGUGGGCGCCGCAGACCGAGGCUCUCCUGCUCUCAGCAGCCAGGCGCUGGUGCGCGUGCUAGUCUUGGACGAUAAUGACAACGAGCCCUUUGUGCUGUACCCGCUGCAGAACGCCUCUGUGCCCUGCACAGAGCUGCUACCCAGGGCCGCGGAGCCUGGCUACCUGGUCACCAAGGUGGUGGCUGUGGACAGUGACUCUGGCCAGAAUGCCUGGCUGUCGUUCCAGCUGCUCAAGGCUACGGAGCCCGGGCUGUUCAGUGUGUGGGCACACAAUGGCGAGGUGCGCACCACCAGAUUGCUGAGCGAGCGAGAUGCCCCUAAGCACAAGCUGCUGCUAGUGGUCAGGGACAAUGGCGAGCCUCCGCGCUCAGCCAGCGUCACUCUGCAUGUGCUGUUGGUGGAUGGCUUCUCUCAGCCUUACUUGCCUCUGCCAGAGGUCGCUAGCGACCCGACACGGGAUGAGGAUGCGCUCACGCUGUACCUGGUCAUCGCCUUGGCGUCUGUGUCUUCACUCUUCCUCUUGUCUGUGCUGCUGUUUGUCGGGGUGAGGCUGUGCAGGAGGACGAAGGAGGCCUCUUUGGGUGUCUACUCUGUGCCUGAGGGACACUUUUCUGGCCACCUGGUGGACGUCAGCGGCGCGGGGACCCUGUCCCAGAGCUACCAAUAUGAGGUGUGUCUGACUGGGGACUCUGGGACUGCAGAUUUCAAGUUCCUAAAGCCCAUAAUUCCCAACAGUCUGAUUCCAGACAGUUACAUGUUGAAUAGUUAAAAUUACAGAAAACGCUUAAGACACCUAAGAAAAGGAUUAAGAGAAAGAUAAAAUAGUAGUUUCUUGAAUGUCGGCAUUUUUCUGGUAAUCAGUAACAUUUCCAUAAUAUUACGUUUUAUAUUUCUAUGUGGCUUUACUUUUUGUGUCAUUGAUUAGUUUUUCAACUGUCUCCUGUCUUACUAGUGCAAUCUUAGUGUAUGUUUUCUCCUACUCAGUCUGUUAGUCAUGACUGAAACAGUUUUAAAAUUUUAUUUAAUGUAGUGUAUUUGGUAAGCAGUGUAGAAU